Messenger RNA from Caenorhabditis angaria, 325 nucleotides. NCBI's taxonomy places the organism in Eukaryota, Metazoa, Nematoda, Chromadorea, Rhabditida, Rhabditidae. The record is from the annotation of a GenBank genome assembly.
AUGCCAUUUCAAGAUUUUCGAUGUGGUUCUGGCGCAUUUUCAACAACAAUUUCAUAUACUUCAUCGUUAUUAUGUGAUCAGAUACAGAGUUUGUAGACCAAAAAAUAAUAACAUAUCCUAUAAUUUUCAGUGAAUCAAUGUUGUAUGCUACACGAUCAAUGUUAUAGUUCUUGUUCAGUUCCUCAAACUGCUUGUGACACUGAUUUCUGUAAUUGUCUAUCUUCAAUAGUCACAAAUCCUUUAUGUGGAGCUCUUGUUUUCCCGGGUCAUUGUAUGUUUGCCAGAUUAUUUGGAAAUCUUUUUUAUUUGUCCUUUAAUGGGUUAA